Molecule: messenger RNA, 2042 nt
Organism: Schistocerca piceifrons (Central American locust)
Lineage: Eukaryota; Metazoa; Arthropoda; Insecta; Orthoptera; Acrididae
Gene: Galphas
Product: guanine nucleotide-binding protein G(s) subunit alpha
Exons: 11
Coding region: 243-1382 (379 amino acids)
Biological process (GO): adenylate cyclase-activating dopamine receptor signaling pathway; sensory perception of chemical stimulus
Cellular component (GO): heterotrimeric G-protein complex
Molecular function (GO): GTPase activity; G-protein beta/gamma-subunit complex binding; GTP binding
Source: RefSeq, a predicted model, not a curated record
CUCUGUCUCAGUGUUGUGCGAAUUUCGUCUUACGUAAAGGUCUAAAUAAACUAUGUUUUUAGCGAUUUCGUGAUGGAUGACAAGUGUCGGAAUGUGUAUGCAGAUAUGUGUCGUUAAGUGUAUUGUGAAGUGCGUGAACCAUUAAAGCCUGCAAAAUAGGGAAUAUCUUUUUAAACGCGAGGUAGGGCGAGACCCAUCGGUGCUGCCUACCCACCAUAUUUCUUGAUAACUGGCCUGAUGCCAUGGGUUGUUUUGGUAGCGGAGGCUCAAAAGCGGACCAAGAAGAACGAAAAAUUUUAAGUGAACGAAAUAAAAAGAUAAACGCACAACUCCAAAAGGAUAAACAAGUGUAUAGAGCAACGCACAGGUUAUUAUUACUAGGUGCCGGAGAAUCAGGGAAAAGCACAAUAGUGAAGCAGAUGAGGAUAUUGCAUGUCAAUGGCUUUAGUGAAGAAGAGAAGAGGCAGAAAAUAGAAGACAUCAAGAAGAAUAUUCGAGAUGCGAUAUUAACCAUAACCGGCGCGAUGAGCACGCUGACGCCGCCCAUCCAGCUCGAGAAUCCCUCCAACCAGCACCGGGUCGACUACAUCCAGGACGUCGCCUCGCAGCAUGACUUCGACUACCCGCCGGAGUUUUACGAGCACACGGAGAUCCUAUGGAAGGACCGGGGAGUACAGGCGUGUUACGAGCGCUCCAACGAGUACCAGCUGAUCGACUGCGCCAAGUACUUCUUGGACAAAGUUCACAUAAUUAAGCAGCCCAACUACACACCCACUGAACAAGACAUUCUCAGAUGUCGUGUCUUAACUUCUGGUAUCUUUGAAACAAGAUUUCAAGUGGAUAAAGUCAAUUUCCAUAUGUUCGAUGUUGGAGGACAGAGAGACGAAAGGCGGAAGUGGAUACAGUGUUUCAAUGAUGUUACCGCAAUCAUAUUUGUUACUGCAUGCAGCAGUUACAACAUGGUACUGCGUGAAGAUCCUACCCAGAACAGGUUGCGCGAGAGCCUUGACCUGUUUAAAAGCAUUUGGAACAACAGGUGGUUACGGACAAUAUCUGUGAUCCUGUUCCUGAAUAAGCAGGACCUACUGGCAGAGAAGAUCAAAGCCGGGAAGUCUAAGCUGGAAGAAUACUUCGCUGACUUCGCACAGUACCCUACCCCUACGGAUGCAAUGGCAGAACCAGGGGAAGAUCCAGAAGUUAUUCGGGCCAAGUACUUCAUUCGGGAUGAAUUUUUACGUAUCAGUACAGCAAGUGGAGAUGGCAAGCACUAUUGUUACCCACAUUUUACAUGUGCUGUAGACACUGAAAACAUCCGACGUGUGUUCAAUGACUGUCGUGAUAUAAUUCAACGGAUGCACCUUCGCCAAUAUGAGCUCUUGUGAUGCCUGUCACUGGCUUCAGCUUUAGGUAAUAUGUUUUUGGACUACGUCCAGGUGUUACUGUACUGUUGAAAGUCAGUAGGGUGAAGAGCAGUGGUUUGUGGGAGGGUCACAUGGGAGAUCCCACUCUGAUUGCCAGCGAGAAAAUUUAAGGGAAACACUGUAAAACUGAAAUGUGGACUAAAGUUUAAACUUAUAACUAGCCAAAGCAUUUAUAAGUACAGUAUAUAUGUGUAUAUUGCCAGGAUGUAACAACUAAUGAAGUGAAGCCAAUAUUAAAAAUAUAUAUAAAUAUACAUAUAUAAAUAAUGUAAUUGAGUAAAUACGUGCACAAAAUGUUUUCGUCGCCAAAGGAUACUAUUUGCUUGUUGUUGUUCACCCCAAUUUUAUUGUGUAAAUAUUUUUGUUUAAAAAGUUUUAGAAAUGUGAAAAUGAUAUCUUGGCUCUGUUUUUUAUAUUUAUUGUAAUGUAUUCUGCAGAAACUGAAUGGUGGUUGGCAACUAUGGAACUCAGAAUACUUUCACUGUAGUUGUCUUAUAAUUUCUGAAAAAAAGAAAAUAGAGAACUGUGUUACUUGUUGGCGUUUUGGAAGAGUAGCUGUUUUUGGUGUGGCCAACUGUUUUAGGACUAGCUAUGCAGUAUUUGAUUAACAAUUGUGUCAUU